AUGCCUUUCGGUCAGACGAUCGCCGUGAUUGACAAGUCCGGCAAAGUCGUGAGCACCAGUAAGCAGCUAUUCGGCGUGUUCAGCCAGGCAAAAAAUGCCUAUAGAGAUCGCAAGGCAGGCUUUCAGUCCGAGCGAAAUGCCAAGCUUGCAGAGCAACAGGCUCUAGAGGGACUGGCCAACUAUCAAAUUGAAGACGCGCGAACGGAAGUAUCGGGACGAAGCCGGGCCAGAUCACGGCAUGGGGGCCGAAGUCGUCGCGCCGAGUCUCACUACGACGACGAUGAGCGAACAGUAGUAUCACGACGGGAGUCACAUUAUGGGGACACCCGAACCAUCGCUCGUCGCCAUACCCACCAUGAUGUCACGCUCCGUGAAGCGCCUCGCCCGACAACGGCUCGAUCCAACUCAGAGGCGCAUAUCGAUAUGGACCUUGCAUAUGGAGAUGCCUCUCAUGCAGCCCUAUCGCGAUAUACUCCACCCGAGCCUCAGAACGAUCAAAAACAGCUCGAUGGUCUGGUCACCCGUGCCCAGUGGCUUUUGGAAGAAGCACAUUGUGUGCACCAUGGGGCUACAGCAACUAUUGCCCACCUCCAAAAAGAUCCAGAUGCCAUGGCUGCUGUCGCUCUGACCCUGGCCGAGAUCAGCAAUCUAGCGCGCAAAAUGGCACCAUCUGCACUGACCAGUCUCAAGGCGGCAGCACCAGCCAUCUUCGCCCUUCUCUCCAGCCCUCAGUUCCUCAUCGCCGCGGGUGUAGGUCUGGGCGCCACUGUUGUUAUGUUCGGAGGAUACAAGAUUAUCCAAAGGAUUAAAGGUGGCACAGGCGCAGUGGAAGAUAACGGGGAACCCGCUCCACCACAGCAGGAAGCUGAAAUGGAGGAGCUGAUUGAGUUCAACACAGAAGCACUCAGCUCUGUAGAGAUGUGGAGACGUGGUGUUGCCGACGAACAAGCUGAUAGCGUCGGAACAUCUGUCGACGGCGAGUUCAUCACACCUACCGCGGCCGCUAUGUCUGGUAUUGACAUGACCAACGCACGUGAACGACGGGAUCCUCGAUUUAAAUUCGACGAAGAUGUAUCCGUCGCCUCCUCGCGUCGUUCUCGUCGUUCAAGAUCAACGAGAGUGCCCACCCACGCCCCCUCACAUGCCCCAUCAGCAAGAUCUGGAAGAUCUGAAAGAUCUGAAAGACACGAGCGGAGAUCCAGAGCACCCUCCGAGGCUCCGAGUGGCUUCUUCGGUCGAAGCUCCUCCCGCUCCAGAGCCCCAAGCAUGGCCCCCAGCAAAACACCCAGCAGGGCGCCUAGUCGUGGCCCAAGCCAUGCACCCAGUCGAGCACCCAGCAAAAUCCACAGCCGUGCUCCAUCCAAGGCUGGGACCUACAUCUCCGAAACCGAGAAACGGCCCAAGGAGAAAAAGAAGGGUCCCAGCCGUUUACGACUCAUGUUCACCUCCUGA
Messenger RNA from Penicillium salamii, 1452 nucleotides. The record is from the annotation of a GenBank genome assembly. Lineage: Eukaryota; Fungi; Ascomycota; Eurotiomycetes; Eurotiales; Aspergillaceae.